Molecule: messenger RNA, 1920 nt
Organism: Hevea brasiliensis (rubber tree)
Lineage: Eukaryota; Viridiplantae; Streptophyta; Magnoliopsida; Malpighiales; Euphorbiaceae
Product: transcription factor TCP23
Exons: 1
Coding region: 418-1680 (420 amino acids)
Cellular component (GO): nucleus
Molecular function (GO): DNA-binding transcription factor activity; sequence-specific DNA binding
Source: RefSeq, a predicted model, not a curated record
AACAACCCAAUCUCUCUCUCUCUCUCUCUCUCUCUCUCAAGACUAGAGGGACAUCAGUCAAUCACAAGCAAGAAAAUAAGAAUAGAAGAUCCCCCCGCACUACCAAUGGUGCAUCGAUGAUCACAGGACUUUGUAGCUAAACAAAUCCACAAGGGUCUUAUAAUUUUCUUUUCUCUUUUUUUUUUAAUAAUUCUUUCCCUUUCUAAAUUUUUAUUUAUGUAUAGAUUUUUUUUUUGAAUUUCUUUCUGUUGACUGACUUCAAGAACAAGGAAAUAUGAGGUGCAAAACAAAAUGGGUUUGGAUCAAAUUGUGAAAACUAUUGGUCUCUGAAGAAGAAGAAGAAGAAGAAGAAGAAAGAAAGAAUUUUGCUUAAGAAGAAGAAAGAAAGAAUUUUGCUUUGAAGUGUUCAAAACCCAGAUGGUGUUGAUGGAGUCACAGAGCAAUAACCAAGAAAACAUCAAGAGUAGCAGUAAAGAUCACCAUGGCCAAAAACAAGAAUCAGCAGCUUCACUGCAAUUAGUCUCUCUUGAAAACCAAUCAUCACAACUUCAACAGCAUGGGUCUACUGCUGCUACCGCCACCAUUACUAGUACUGCUCAGGGCCCAUUCAUGGGCUCCAUCUCCAACCAAAUUACUGUCCACCCUUCAACCUCCAACUCCAAUUCUGCUGCCCUCACCAAACCCACCACCAAAAGACCCUCCAAGGACCGCCACACCAAGGUGGAUGGCCGUGGACGCCGCAUCCGCAUGCCGGCCUUAUGUGCUGCGAGAGUCUUUCAGCUUACCAGAGAAUUAGGCCAUAAAUCUGAUGGAGAAACAAUUGAAUGGCUCUUACAACAAGCAGAACCAGCAAUAAUUGCAGCUACUGGAACUGGUACAAUUCCUGCCAAUUUCUCAACACUAAAUGUGUCCUUACGUAGCAGUGGCACUACCAUUUCAGCGCCGGCAUCAAAAUCAGCUCCUCUUUCUUUUCAUAGCGGUCUAGCUUUCUAUGAUGCUAAUAACAAUAAUGGAGGUGAAAAUCGAAGAGUUAUUGGUUCCAACACUACAAUGUUAGGAUUUCACCACCAGCUCUAUCCUCAAACUCUCGUUUCCGAUGAGAAUUACAUGAGAAUAAAGACCUACAGAGAAGAUCUUUUCAAAGAAACAACAGCAGCAUCAACAACCCAACAAGAAUCCACUGAACCAGUUAACCCAACUUCUAAUAAUAAGCCACCAAUAGCUGCUGCAAGAACUGGAGUUCAAGAUCAUUUUCAUCAAGAGCUGGGUUCCAUUAGACCAUCAAACAUUCUUGCAACUCCAGCUAUGUGGGCAGUUGCGCCGGCCGCUACAAAUGGAAGCAAUGCAUUCUGGAUGUUACCAGUAGGUGGCACCACCACCACCACAGCCGCCAUGCCAGAGCCCCAGAUGUGGACUUUUCCUGCAGCUGGAGUAACACCUAUGCAGAGAGUAAAUUUCAGUGGAGGUGGCCGGGUAAGCCCGGUUCAACUAGGGUCCAUGAUGGUUCAGCAGCAGCUGGGGUUAGGAGUUGCAGAGAGCAAUAUGGGGAUACUGGGUGGUGGUGCUGAUGCUUAUAACAGUAGUAGGGUUGGAUUAGGGAUGAACAUAGAGCAACACAAUCAAGAAAACCAGCAACAAGGUAGUGAUAGUGGAGAUGAAAACCCUACUGAUUCUCAAUAAGCUGUAAUUUAAAACAAGAUUUUAGUCUGAAAAUUCUCUGCUUUCUUUUGCGAUUGUUCUUUUUUUUUUUUCUUGAUUUGGUAGCUAGGCUUCUUUUUUAUUUUUGAGCCAAGAUUUAAUUGGGUUUCUCCUUUUCACUUCUCUUUGUAAUUGUAGAGUUUGUUUUUGUUUUUUUCCAAGCAGCCAUUGUUGAAUGCUAGCCAUGUUUGUUCAGAAAAAGAAAUGGAAUAUCUUUGCAUA